AUGGCUUUCUUUGUUCUUCCUCUUGUGUUGCUUCUCUCCAUGGCCUCUCCUGCCACCUCAUGCAAUAAGCAGGAGAAAAGCUCGCUACUCCAGUUCCUUGCUGAGCUAUCGCAUGAAGAUGGGGUUACCGUGCCCUGGCGGGAUAGCAUGGACUGCUGUGAGUGGGAAGGCGUCACAUGCAAUGCAAGUGGAGCGGUUAUUGAGGUCUCUCUGACCUCUAGAAGCCUAGAAGGAACCAUCUCACCGUCCCUCGGCAAGCUUACUGGCUUGUUGCGCCUCAACCUAUCGUACAACUCACUCUCAGGUGACCUGCCAUCAGAACUAAUGUCAUCUGGCACCAUCACAGUCCUGGAUGUGAGCUUCAACCGUCUCAGUGGAGUCCUGCAAGAGCCUCUUCCGUCAAUUCCUGAGCGGCCAUUGCAAGCACUGAACAUCUCAAGCAACCUGUUUACAGGAGAAUUUCCAUCCACAAUUUGGGAGAAUACAAGGAACCUGGGUGUGAUCAAUGCAAGUAACAACAGUUUUGAAGGAUGGAUACCAUCUUCUUUCUGCAUCAGCUCAUCAUCCUUUGCAGUGCUUGACCUUUCCUACAACCAAUUCAGUGGCAGCAUCCCUCCUUGUAUUGGUAAUUGUUCUGCACUUAGAGUACUUAAGGCUGGUCAAAACAACCUCAGUGGGCCCCUCCCAGAUGAACUCUUCAAUGCUACAUCAUUGCAGUAUCUCUCUUUUCCUGAUAAUAGUUUGCAUGGAUUACUUGAUGGUGCACACCUAAUGAAGCUUAAAAAUCUGGUUAACCUUGAUCUUGGAGGUAAUACACUAAAUGGCAAGAUCCCAAACUCUAUAGGGCAGCUUAAGAGACUAGAGGAGCUCCAUUUGGAUAACAACAACAUGACUGGGGAGCUGCCAUCAGCUCUGAGCAAUUGCACAUAUAUCAUAACGAUUGACCUCAAGAACAAUAACUUCAGCGGAGAGCUUCAAAAAGUCAACUUCUUCAACCUGCCCAAUCUAAAAGCAUUGGAUCUUCUAUACAAAAACUUCACUGGCACAAUUCCAGAAAGCAUUUAUUCAUGCAGCAACUUGGUUGCAUUGCGGCUAUCUGGCAACAACUUACAUGGGCAGCUUUCACCGAAAAUUAGCAAUUUGAAGUCUCUUAUUUUCCUGUCCAUUUGUGACAACAAGUUUACAAACAUCACAAAUAUGCUUCAGAUCCUCAAGAAUUGUAAGAGUCUCACCACCCUAUUUAUUGGGGCCAAUUUCAAGGGUGAGGCCAUGCCAGAAGAUGAAAUGAUAGAUGGUUUUCAGAACCUUAGAGCUCUUUCCAUAUCUGAGCGCUCCUUGUCUGGGAAAAUACCUCUUUGGCUAUCAAAGCUCAAAACUUUGGAGAUGUUGUUUCUGCAAAGGAAUCAACUCAGUGGACCAAUACCUGCCUGGAUGAAAAACUUAACUUCACUUUUCCAUCUAGACUUAUCAUAUAACAACCUUGCAGGGGAAAUACCAAUAGCCUUAAUGGAGAUGCCAAUGCUAACAACAGACCUUACUGCAAACCAUUCAGUCUUUGAGUUACCGGUUUAUCUAGGUCAUUCAUUCCAGUAUCGAAUAAUCAGUACUUUCCCAAAAAUGCUGGAUCUGAGUCACAAUAACUUGACUGGUGCGACCCCCCAGGAGAUUGGUCAGUUGAAAUUGCUUGCAAAACUCAAUUUCAGCUUCAACAGCUUAUCAGGAGAGAUUCCGAAGUAG
Miscanthus lutarioriparius is the source of this 1737-nucleotide messenger RNA. Lineage: Eukaryota; Viridiplantae; Streptophyta; Magnoliopsida; Poales; Poaceae. The record is from the annotation of a GenBank genome assembly.